Messenger RNA from Eutrema salsugineum, 2632 nucleotides. RefSeq names its product exopolygalacturonase clone GBGA483. Gene Ontology annotation, biological process: carbohydrate metabolic process. Gene Ontology annotation, molecular function: polygalacturonase activity. The transcript has 4 exons. Lineage: Eukaryota; Viridiplantae; Streptophyta; Magnoliopsida; Brassicales; Brassicaceae. The record is from RefSeq and is a predicted model, not a curated record. The coding region runs from base 21 to 1601 and encodes 526 amino acids.
GAUAAUAAAAAAAAAAAAAAAUGGUGGAUUUGCGCAAAGCAAAGACGGUGUUUAUUGGAGUACUAGUGUUUGUGGCCAUCACAACAGCAAACGGGGCUAAAUUUUUGAGAGAAACCGAUGAUGAUGAUACACCUUCUGCAGCUGCACCACUUGGCCAAAAAAUAACAGAAAAAGUCAAAGAAACGGGUGCUAAAGUCAAAGAAACGGCAGCUCCGAUCGGUGCUAAGGUCAAAGAAACGGCGGCUCCGAUCGGUGCAGAGGUCAAAGAAACGGCAGCUCCGAUCGGUGCCAAAGUAAAAGAAACGGCAGCACCAAUCGGUGCUAAAGUAGCAGCAGGAUUCAAAGGAAUGACAGGAAGCAAUGGACCAGCAGCUGCACCACUUGGUGCUAGAAUAGCAGAAGGAUUCAAAGGAAGCAUUGCACCAAUUGGAGCUAAACUAGGAUUCAAAGGAAGCGGAGCAUCAAUUGAUGUUAAAGCAUCAGGAGCUAAAGCAGAUGGCAAAACCGAUGACAGUGGGGCAUUUGCGGCUGCAUGGAAAGAAGCGUGUGCAUCAGCAUCACCGAGCACGAUUUUAGUACCAAAGGGUGAGUAUUUGGUGAAUAACAUAGAGUUCAAAGGUCCAUGCAAAGGACCAAUCACUUUCGAAGUGAAUGGUAAUCUAAAGGCUCCACCUAACUGGCUUGGUGGUGGUAAACCUCACUGCGGAUGGCUUGAGUUCGAAAAGCUCACUGAUUUCACUAUAAAUGGAAACGGAGCCAUUUUUGACGGUCAAGGCGCCAUCGCUUGGAAGGUCAAUGACUGCGCUAAAACUGGCAAAUGCAACACUCUCCCCAUCAAUAUCCGAUUCACGGGCCUCACAAACUCGAAGAUUAUCGGUAUAACAUCAACAAACAGCAAACUUUUCCACAUGAACAUCAUAGACUGCAAGAACGUAACAUUUCAGAAUAUUGGUAUUGAUGCACCUCCGGAGAGUCUCAACACUGAUGGUAUCCACAUCGGAAGGUCAAAUGGCGUCAUCUUAAGAGAAUCAAAGAUUAGAACCGGAGAUGACUGCAUUUCAAUAGGAGAUGGUACUGAGAAUCUCCUUGUUGAAAACGUAGAAUGUGGACCAGGACACGGCAUUGCCAUCGGCAGUCUUGGAAAGUACCCUAAUGAGCAACCAGUAAGAGGAGUCACCAUAAGGAAAACCCUCAUCAAAAACACCGAUAAUGGUGUUCGCAUCAAGACGUGGCCCGGAUCUCCCCCUGGAAUCGCCUCCAACAUUCUUUUCGAUGAUAUCACAAUGGACAAUGUUAGCACUCCCAUUCUCGUCGACCAAGUGUAUUGCCCCCAUGGCACAUGCAAAAGUCAGGCACCAUCCAAAGUGAAGUUGUCGGACGUGUCAUUUAAGAACAUUAGGGGCACAUCAGCGUCAAAGGUGGCUGUGAAGCUACUGUGCAGUCCAGGCGUACCGUGCACUAAUUUUGCCUUCGCUGACAUUAACUUGGUCCACAACGGUAAAGAGGGACCAGCUGUGUCGGCAUGUUCUAAUGUAAAGCCUGUUGUCAGCGGAAAGAUGGUUCCACCAGCUUGCACUGAAGUCGCUAAACCAGGUCCUUGAACGUUGCCAGUCCAACCAUGCAUCCAUCCAAUCUGGCCGUGAAGACGCUUUGAUUUUGGUGCGAUGAAAGUUUUGAAAUAACUUUUUAUUUUUGUUGAGGUUUUUUUUGUCUCUUACGGAUAAAUGAUAUGGAUAUCUAUAGAUAAUAGUCCCUUCAAGCUUGUACUUUAUUAGCUGAAGAGUGACUCGUGAUUGGAUAGUAAUAUAUUUUUGUGUGAUUCGCAAAUUGCAAGUUUUUACACUUUUAUAUAAUAAAUAAUAGUAUCAUUGAAAUUUAAAGGGUAUGCUUUUUUUUAUAUUUCAUAUAAAUUCAAAUACAGUAUCUAUAUUGUACACUAUUUGACAUUCAUGUUAGUCUCCAUUGCUCACCAGUUUCUGUUCCACAUUCUGCCAUCACCAACAAUUUCGCUUUUCUCUCUGUAUUAUUAAUUAGCUAUAUUCAUCACCUUAAAACCUUUAAUUAGUAACGGCUUCCCUCCUCCUUACUUGGGCUCAACCGAUUAUCAUCGUACAUUUCACCUUAUGAAUCACCAUAUAUGAAAAAUUGAAACUAUAUGAAGAAAAUGAAACGAUCUCUUCCGCUAACAGAUAAUUAGGCUUAGACCAGCUCCAACGCUGAGUAAAUUGGGGGUUCAUCGAUAGUAAUAUUGGGCAUUUUUUGAUUUAAAAUAAAGAAUAAAAGCCCAAUAUUGAAAGCAGCGGUGCUUCCUGAUGGACUUAAAGCAGCGGUUCAGGAAGGGGUUCAUCGGCCACGUGUGAAGUUUUUAUUAGUUGAAGCAGAAAAAAGAGAGAAAAUAAAGUUAAGUGGUAUCGGAUUUUUUUUUUCUGGAAAAAAUAUGUUUGACAGAAAUUUGGACAUUUGGUUUAAUGUUUUUUUUUGUGUUUUAAUUAUAUGUAAUGAAUAAGUUUGUUUAAUCUUUUUCUCAUGUAUUUUUAAUUAUAUGUAAUGAACAAUUUAUUUGAAAUUAUAAUAAAUUAAAUGUUUAAAAUUGAUUUUCAGAAAAAAAAAAAUUUGAAAAAAAAAAUUACUA